This is a messenger RNA of Dinoponera quadriceps, 1325 nucleotides long. RefSeq names its product kielin/chordin-like protein. NCBI's taxonomy places the organism in Eukaryota, Metazoa, Arthropoda, Insecta, Hymenoptera, Formicidae. The coding region runs from base 30 to 920 and encodes 296 amino acids. The record is from RefSeq and is a predicted model, not a curated record. The transcript is spliced from 7 exons.
UCGCGUUAGUAAGCGUCCUGUGUGCGAUCAUGUCACGUAGCGGCACUUAUUCCUUUAUUCUGAGAUGCGCCGGUCUGGCGCUCAUCGCCACGAUCGUCGCGGCUGAAGAAACAUGUGACGAGACGAAGUGCGCGGGCCCGUUGAAGUAUUACAAAUCGUUGGGCUGCCAACCGGUGUACGAAAAGAAAGGUGACUGUUGCGCGAUAAGGUACAACUGUGAUCAUCUGAAGGAGCGAUCCAAGGACAAGUGUUACGCCAACGGCAAGGCUUACGACAUCGAUGAACAUUUAAAGGAGGAAGAUGCGAAUUCUUGCGACUUCGGUUGCAUUUGCACGAGAGGACACGAUGAAUUUGCCACUUUCAGUUGCCCUACCAUCGACUGUUACCACGGACAUGUAGAGCCUGGUUGCUACCUGAAGUACUCCCCGACCAAAUGUUGUCCUGAACUGGCCUGUCCAGAGAAUCCGGAAACGAAAGCGACCUGCGUGGUGGAUGGUAAGACUUACCUUGAAGGGGAGCCUUUCGAAGUAGCGAACGACCCAGAAUUGACCUGUGUUUGCCUACCGGGAUACACAGGUGAAAAUAUCGCGCCCUUCUGCGCGAAACGCCCACGCUGCGAUCCUUACUUACGCCACGUGGCCUACGUUCAACGGUGUGCACCGGUUUAUCUCAGCGAACAGACGCCUCGAACUGCUUGCAAUUUCCUUUACAGAUGCCCGCACGAAAACGACGAAGUCAUUCACACCCACGAAUCCCACGAGAUACCCGAAGAGGAAUGUCAUUUCGGCAAUUUGACGCUACAUCAUUACGACGAACUGAAUCGGAGCUCAAAGUCCACGAGCAUGUGUACUAAGUGCGUAUGCGAGGUGCCACCUGCGAUUACCUGCGUGCGGUUACCGGCCGACGAAUGCAACAAGUAAUGAAUCACUCGCUGUCUCGUCGCUGAUUAAUCGUCGUAAUUAUAUAUGCUACAUAUGUUAUAAUCAGUUUUAUCGUGUGCACCCGAAUCGAAAUUUUAUUCCCACAUUAAGUACACUUGGUUCUACGUUAAGUCUUCAACUGGAGAAAACGAGAAUGACUUCCCGUUUGUGGCAGCAGAGGAGCACAACGGAGGAUCUAAUGAAGACUUAAUGUAGAACCAAGUAGACUUAAUGUAGAACUAAAAUUUCGACUCGGAUGCCGUGGCUCGACGUAAUAUUGUAUCGUGUGAAAUAGAAGGGAUCGUGCAAAAUAAGAGAAUUCCUCAUUGUAUGAGGAGUUACACGAGGAACACGCUGUAACACUGAAGGUAACAUGGAAAUACACUCUGUUACGUCAAUUAUCAA